Molecule: messenger RNA, 936 nt
Organism: Penicillium subrubescens
Lineage: Eukaryota; Fungi; Ascomycota; Eurotiomycetes; Eurotiales; Aspergillaceae
Product: class I SAM-dependent methyltransferase
Exons: 1
Coding region: 1-936 (311 amino acids)
Molecular function (GO): S-adenosylmethionine-dependent methyltransferase activity
Source: RefSeq, a predicted model, not a curated record
AUGUCUCAACCAUCAUUUACGACAACCGAAAAGACCUUCAGCUCUUAUAAUCAAGAGCAAGGAAAGGCUUACGCGGCCGCCCGCCCAGACUAUCACCAUGCCCUGUACCAAUUUAUUAUUGAUCAACACACUGCCACAAAGGGUCAGCUUCACACUCUACUAGAUGUUGGUACUGGUCCAGGCAAUGUGGCUCGCUCGCUCGGCGUCCACUUCGCUCAUGUCGUUGGGUUGGAUCCAUCCGAGGGGAUGGUCAGCACUGCUCGCUCCCUGGGCGGCACCACCUCUACGUCUGAACCCAUCCGCUUUGAAUUGUCUACAGCCGAAGACCUGGGAACAAAUAUCCCUCAGCCCGUCCAGGACGCAAGUGUUGACCUAAUCACGGCCGGAAAUGCGGCGCAUUGGUUUGACAUGCCUCAAUUCUGGUCAACUGCUGCACGGGUGCUCAAGCCCGGUGGCAGUGUGAUCUUGUGGACCAGCGGCCGGACGGGUAUUCACCCCUCAGUCCCCAAUUCAGCCGCCAUGCAAGCUGAGAUGGAUCGUAUUGAGGAAGAGUAUCUAGUGCCAUUCUUCGUUCCAGGGAAUUGGCUUACUCGCAACCGAUACAGUGAUCUGCCGCUUCCUUGGACCUUGGAGACUCCCAUCGCGGGAUUUGACGAGGCGACAUCCAGCCGAAAAGAUUGGGGUAUGGAGACCGAUUUCUAUUCUAUCAAUCCCGAAGUGAACUUGGACUUUUUCGAGAAGAUUAUUGCGACUGGUAGUCCUGUGACUCGAUGGCGCCAGGCUCAUCCCGAAACCAUUGGUACCGAACGUGACGUUCUUAAGAUUUAUCGGAGGGCUAUUGAGCGCCUACUGCACGAGGCCGGGGUGGAGAAAGGAAAGGAAAUGGUGAAGGGUGCCACACAUGGUGUUGUUCUUAUUGUGAAGAAGAAGAUAUGA